Molecule: messenger RNA, 3792 nt
Organism: Marchantia polymorpha subsp. ruderalis
Lineage: Eukaryota; Viridiplantae; Streptophyta; Marchantiopsida; Marchantiales; Marchantiaceae
Source: the annotation of a GenBank genome assembly
UUCGACUGCAUCCCUCGGAUUCCCUCCGUCCCUCGCUCCAUCCAUCCAUCCCUCGCCUCGGUUCAUCGGACAUCGUCCUCUUCGGCUGACUGACUCCACCCGCCGAGCCGCAUUGGAGCAACCAUCGCCGACUGCAGCAUGGAGUGAUCCACCCCGCCCGUUGAGCAGCUGGGUUGCUACUUUGAUGCAUAUGGACGUUAGUACCGGAAGUGGUACGGACGUGGGCCGAGACAUUUAAAACCGACUCGUAACCCGGCUGGCAAUCACCGCAUCUACUGCUCCUGGAGAAACGCUUCACCGAGUGAGCAGAAGGAUCUGCGGUCCCAAUGGCGUGCCCUGAUAAUCAGUUUGAAGCAGUGAUCGGUGAGAAACGGUUUUCACGAGUGCGACCCGUGGAUGAUGAAGAGAGGAAGAAACGGAUUUUCGACACUUACUCCUACUGCUCGCUGGAUGUGAAAGGACUGAAUAAGCAGCUGGAAUACAACCAAUGGAAGAAAGACCAGGAAGAAGCCGAAAAGAAAGCAUACGCCGAAUAUCAAGACAUGAAAAAUCGAAACAUGAAGUACUACGAAGAGCAAGUGAGACUGAGGAAAAAGGAGAAUGACCUUGAAGCAGCCAAGGAGUGGACUGAACAACAUAAGGAACGAGUAGCACAGGACGUUGCAGAGAGACUUUGGCGAAUGCAGAUUAAUGACAGGUAUGGACCGUUAACUAGAGACAGGUAUGUUCAACAAGACUUGGAACCAGCGAGGGAGAUAGCGAUCUACAAUAAACUACAGGAGAAAUGGUGCGACCAGAUAGAUACAAAAGAAGCUCAAAGGAAGAAGGACUAUGCCGAGCACAUGGAUUACAUCCACAGACAGUGUAUGGCAAGAAAAACCAUGCGGGAGAGAGAAGAAUUUAUUGGAAGGAGACUGUUUGAAGAUAAUCGCGAAUUGAUGAAGACGCAGAUGUGCGAGGCUGGAUGGAAGCAACAAGAGGCGAGAGAGGAGAAGCGGGAAAAUCACAUGUACCAGAUCAAACCCGAAUACUUUGCUCAAUUCCAAACACGAAGUCGUUGAGAGCGUCACUCUCAUAUGUGAAGCUCCAAUCAGGAUAUGAGUGCUCGAUGAUGAGUAGCUCAUGCGAGCAUACAGCGGAAUAAUUGUCCAAUAUAUGAGACUUGGACGUCCUAGACACCGAACGCCGCAAAGACCCUGAGAGUUGUUCCUGUCUGCCUUUUGCGUGCAAGAAGGACAAGUCAGCUGUGGCAUGGAGGGUCUGCGUAGUUUCGAAGGUCGAAAGUAGUAGUUGCAGAGCUGAUCGAGGGGGAGAUUGUUACAUUGUUAUAACGAGCGAAGCAUAUACCAGUCACAGCACGCGUGAGCCUUCUGAGCCAAACGAGUCAAAUGUCAUGUUCAGAUAGGUUUCCACACACAUGUACAGAAAGUCAAUCGUCAAUCUGAUGCUUGUUUCGAUAUGGGAUAAGGGACAUGUGCACAUGUGAUAAGGGACUACGUGCACAUAAUCCCAGGUUGAUUGAGUACACGAUGAGAAUGCACCCCAUGAAAGAGGUCAUCUUUAUCCAUUGAACGCAUGUGCCAUAAUCUGGAUUGAAGCUUUGCUCGUGACCGGAACGGUACUGCACUUAUUGCAAGCCAGGAGCUCUGGCAGACGUUGUGCUUACGAGAGUGAUGGAUUGUUGUGUAACAGUCAGCUCUCAGUUCUGAGAGUACGGUACGGUAAGAUGGCUGCAGACAGUGCGAGCUUGACAAUAAGGACUUACUUAAUCUCAAUAGAAUGUGGACUCUGCAAAUGUGUCAGUUUGCUGCUGAAAGUUUUAAGGCAAGACUCCAAUCUUUGGCUUGCAGUUGUUCUUGCAGUCAAACUUACCGCGUUCGCGCCUCAUCCAACUGAUAUUGACUCGGAAAACAUAAGGAGAUGUUGAGACCUUACCGCCGAAAAUCAGAUACUACCAUUCACAACGCAAUCGGUCAGUAGUCUUGCAAGAUCGCCGAUCACUUCAGAGGACCGGAUCUUGCAAGGGCAAAUCUUAAUGAAACGCGUGAGUGGAAUCUCCGAACACCUAGACAAAUGGAGUGUCCCAGAAGACUGCCUUUCGAGAAAACUUCAACAGGGACAGAGCUCGUUGGGAGACUUCACACUUAAAUAGAGGACACCCGACUGCUUGUCGUCCAGGGUCCUUCAGAGUCUAGCGAGCUGCGUCUAUCUAAUCCCGAAACCAGGACAGAGUGCAUUCUUCUCCAUUCAAGCUAGGAAUGCCACAUGAAUACGGGUCCGGAACUCUAUUUUCAGCACUCUGUACAACCUUGUCUGAAAGACUUGGCAUCUAUGUUACAAUUUCAAUGUCUAGUCCUCUGUACACACAUAGUUUCACGAACUUAAGAUUGAUGAGACUGUCUUGAAAAACACCAUGAACAUGGUGUUUCCUGUGUAUCUAUGUACAGUCAGUGAGUGAGCAAGCGACGUCAGCUCGUCGGAGCUAUGACUGCCUUGCUUCCAUUACUCGAGUCUGAAAACCUGGUAGCUCAGUGACCGAGUUCAGCAUCCAUCAUCGAUGUGCAGCUGAAUGUGGAUGCAUGUUGGCCGUGUCUAUGCUAGCGAGAAGCCUGGCUGCCCUGGUUCUGAGGACGGUGCUGUUCGGAGGUGCAGCUAGCUCUCUGAGAGGCAGACUUGCAGAGCGGCGGUAUUCCUCCUUCAUCGUGGGAACUUUGAAGAUGUGUUCCAGCAUGAGCACUGCUCGUUCUGCGUGCUCUUCGUGACGCAGAAGGCCGAAAAGAGGUUGAAUUCCGUGCACUUCGUGUAAUGCAAUGGCCCCCGAGUGCACGAUAUCGUCUCCACCCACAAGGGUCUCCAGAGUGUCCAGAGCUGCGUCCCCUGCUUCUCCGGCUCCCCAGUCAGUAUCAUCCGAUCCCAGCAGUGACACCAAGGGACCCACGGCUCCGGCUGCCACCAGACAGAAUGUGCUCUUGACGCUGCACUUGCCCCCGUGCACCCGGCACAGUCGAGGUCGGCGUUUCAGGGCGCACGUCCAGCCUGAGGCCUGGACCUCGCUCACGAGCUUCGGAGUGCUUCGAGAGAAGUUUCUCAAAACGUAGGCAGCUCCCGCUUGACUGCGUGGGGCGCCGGUCCUCAAGAGCUCGAUCAGACGAGUGUGCACGUCAAGGCUGGCGGCUGCCUUCUGCGUUUCGACGUCUGAGUCGGUGAAGCGGCGCAGAGUCGCCAGAGCCUUUGCCUGAACCUCCUCCACCUCGGAGUUAAUCAGGCUGACCGUCGCAGGUACGACUCCAGCUGCCAGGAUCGAGGCCGUGAGUUGUUCACGCCCGAGAGGCAGGUUCGCCAAGAUCCCUGCGACUGAAGCUUGUGCGUCUUCGUCCACAUCUGUCAUGAGUUUGACCAAGUCUGCUUCACCUUUCGUUCUUUGCAACUGAUCGAAUACUUGCUCUGCCCCCUCGUUCUGUGCAAGUCCCAUGAGGAUUUUCAGCGAACACCUCCGAGCAUCCCGGUCUGGUCCCCACACCUCUGCAAACAAGAAUUGGACACUCGUUUCGUCCUGUAUGAACUUCCUGGCUUCUUUGUCCUUCGACAACCCCAGCAAAGCGCGAAGUGUUCGAAUGCGCAAGACUGAGGAACUCACGCCCCCAGGAUUUAGAAGAAGUGGAACAACUUGAGAUACAGGAAUGUGCUUCUCGCCGACCUCCGCUAUAUACUUCGCACCAUCUUCAGAGCACAAAUUCAGAACUACCAUAGCAGCACUCUCUCUAAUUUGUAGUUGAUUGUUCGUGUUUUUCA